AAGUGUCUGGACUGGAAGGGGGGAAAGUGUCCGGACUGGAAGGGGGUGAAAGUGUCCGGACUGGAAGGGGGUGAAAGUGUCCGGACUGGAAGGGGGGGGAAAGUGUCCGGACUGGAAGGGGGUGAAAGUGUCCGGACUGGAAGGGGGUGAAAGUGUCCGGACUGGAAGGGGGUGAAAGUGUCCGGACUGGAAGGGGGUGAAAGUGUCCGGACUGGAAGGGGGUGAAAGUGUCCGGACAGGAAGGGGGGGAAAGUGUCCGGACUGGAAGGGGGGGAAAGUGUCCGGACU
Staurois parvus is the source of this 288-nucleotide messenger RNA. NCBI's taxonomy places the organism in Eukaryota, Metazoa, Chordata, Amphibia, Anura, Ranidae. The record is from the annotation of a GenBank genome assembly.